This is a messenger RNA of Dothidotthia symphoricarpi CBS 119687, 1596 nucleotides long. RefSeq lists its product as uncharacterized. Bases 1 to 1596 code for a protein of 531 amino acids. Gene Ontology annotation, biological process: regulation of DNA-templated transcription. The record is from RefSeq and is a predicted model, not a curated record. Lineage: Eukaryota; Fungi; Ascomycota; Dothideomycetes; Pleosporales; Dothidotthiaceae. The transcript has 3 exons.
AUGGCAGAACUUGUGGGACUCACAGCUAGUAUCAUUCAGAUCGCUGGCGUUGGCGUCAAGCUAUCAACAACCCUAUACGAUUUUGUCGGUUCAGCAGCCCGGGCUGACCAAGAAAUCGCUGCUAUCGCGGGAGACGUAGAGCUCACAGCAAACGCUCUCGACAGUGUUGGCAAGGUCUUUGAGAACAAGGAUAUCCAGUCAAUCGUGUCGAACAGGGCGAUUCAGGACGCGAAUAACCUCAUCAAGCGAUGCGAAGCUGUUUUCAAAGAAAUCUCCGAAGUUCUGGAUAAGAGAAGAAAGACGUGGAAGAAUGGCAAGAAGAGCCUAAGCACAUUGGGAAAGUUGUCCUGGCCGAUGAAAGAGCAAAGAGUCGAGCUUCUUCGCCGGCGUCUUGAGAGUUUGAAGAAUAGCCUCAUGUUGCUGCUUCAUGUCAUCCAGUUUGCCAACGGGCAAGCUAAAGGGGAAUUCGAGAAGAAGGCCCUUGAAAAAGAGUGUGAGAAGCUUCGCCAACUUCAUGAGUGCCAACAAGAGUCCCUAAGACGCCUUCAAGUCAUCGAAGGCAAACUAGGUGAAGUAAACUUGGAUGCUGACGAGACCCUACGAAAACUCGAUCCAUAUUCACCAAUUCCUAUCAUUGAGCCUAGCACCACGUCGACCCUAUCGAGCCCGGACGACCAGCUCAUCGCAAAGUACAAUACAGAGAGACCUGUAAUGCUAUAUAGUUUGGAAACUUCUGACAGCGACGACGCAACUACCGACGAUGAGGGAGAGCACUUGACAAUGGUCGAGCUAUCUCAAUGCGUAGAACAUGUUCAAAAGCUGCUCCAGAGGAUCUCAGUGCUCCAACAGACAUUCGAAGCCACACAGUCGACAAGCCACUGCCCCAAGAAUCGGGUUUAUAAACAUUACCGUCGCUUCUGUCGGAAGUUUGAGUCCGAGAUGAUGCCUACAAAAAGCGCAAAUCCUCCUACCCCUUUGCCUCAUUCGAAGAUUAUUCCACCAGUCAAUGAUAUGUAUGAUUCUGAGUCAAGCUCUCAAUCGGCUUGUGUAUCGCCUAUGCAGCAGAGAAACCGCGCCUACAAACGCACAGAGGAACCUCCACGUAACAUAAACGGCAAGAUGGUCUGCAAGCACCAAGAGUGUUCCAACAUCACCUUCAACCGCAAAUACGAAUGGAGCAAACACAUGAACAAGCACGAUCGUCCUUACAAGCGCCAUAUCGAGCGCUAUGAAAAACCACAAGUCUUCAAAUACAGUGCAGGGUUUCUGUGUGACGAGCGUGAAAGCCAACAGAUGCGUUGUCAACGAUCAGCGAUAGCAAGGUGUAGAUUAGGCGACAGUAUCUCUGAUACAAGCGACGAGUCAGACGCCCGUCCUGCAUCCAAGCGAAUACGGAGAGAAAACGAAGAGGAAGAUGUACGACUACCAGUUUUCGUUCGAGAUAGAACACAUGAUUACUACAAUGAAAUUCAUCAUAAUACGACGAUAGACCCUCCUUGGAGUCCACAAACGAUACAGGAUGACUCUGUUCUAUCUUCAGAGGAAGGGGAUAUUGUUAGCCUCCUUCUGGGAAUGUGGACAAUCCGGGUACACUAG